AUCAACAUGGCCGAAAAAGAGAAAACUGAUUAUAUUGCAGAUGAAACUUCCAACGUCCCUGAAGCUACAACUGAGAAAGCAGGAUCCAUCCAGGCUAUAGACAGAGGAUCAGUUCAUCGAAUAUGUUCAGGACAAGUCGUUCUUACUCUGGCUAUCGCCGUCAAGGAACUGGUUGAAAACAGCGUAGAUGCCAAAGCAACAAGUGUUGAGGUGAAACUGAAAGAGUAUGGCAGUGAAAUGAUUGAGGUCAGUGACAAUGGAUCUGGAGUGGAGGAGAAGAAUUUUGAGGGACUCACUCUGAAACACCACACAUCUAAAAUACAGGACUUCGGUGACUUGGUUGGAGUGGAGACAUUUGGCUUUAGGGGGGAGGCUCUCAGCUCUCUCUGUGCUUUGAGCAAGCUGAGUGUUGUUACCUGUCAUGAGGAAGCGAGUGUUGGGACGAGGCUGGAGUUUGACCAUCAUGGGACACUCUGCAGCAGGGCACCAUGCCCCAGACAGAAAGGAACAACCGUAAUUCUACAAAACCUGUUUUCAACACUGCCAGUGCGACAUCGCGAGUUCCAGCGAAGUCUGAAGAAGGAGUUCGCCAAGAUGAUCCAGGUGCUGAAUGCCUAUUGUCUGGUGACGACCGGGGUCAGGAUCUCCUGUACUAACCAGGCUGGGAAAGGGAGUCGGUCAACUGUCGUAUCCACCAAAGGUAACACAACGCUGAGAGAAAACAUCGCCAACAUCUUUGGUCCCAAACAGGUGCAGAGUCUGUUGGAGUUUAAACAACAUGAGCCCACAGAGGAGGUGUGUUCCUGGUUUGGGGUCAAGUCGCAAGCUUAUUCUGAAGACCUGUUCAGGAUCGAGGGCUUCGUGUCCAAGUGUGAGCAUGGCCGGGGAAGGGGGAGUACUGACAGACAGUUUAUCUUCAUCAACAAGAGGCCAUGUGACUCGGCCAAGCUGUCCAAGCAGAUCAAUGAGGUUUACCACAGCUACAAUCGCCAUCAGUACCCCUUUGUGGUGCUUACGAUCACUAUGGAUAAAGAGAGUGUUGAUGUGAAUGUGACCCCUGACAAGAGACAGCUCUUCCUUCAGGGGGAGAAACUCCUGCUGGCAACACUCAAGACAUCGCUGGUGAAGAUGUUCGAACCCACUACCAGCAUACUGAAGAUCAACACCUUCAUGACUCUCAACACAAGCCGAGCUGACAAGGAUGAUGACAGUUCAGACACAGGCUCUGACAGGUCAUUGCAGGUGGUACCAGAAGGGCCGAAAAUAGGAAAGCCAACACUUGUGAACACUCUGUCCAAACUAAAGCGGUCGUUUUCCAGCGCAUUUGCAAAGGAUGACGUGACAGGAAACUUUCAGACUUCUAGUCCAGAACAUUCAAAACAGAGGAGACUUGACACAUGGACAUUACCCAAAAGUCAAAGUCUUCCUGCAAAGUUCAAAUCAGAGGAGACUACACCUUGUAAAUCUUCUCUUUCAAACUUUCUGUGCAAACAAUCCCCAAAUUUUGGGGAAUCAGAAUCUGUAAUAGAUUCGGACUCAGGUAUUACAGAAAGCCCAAGCAAACUCUCACACUCACCAUCUCUGAAAACUAGAGCUGAUGAUUCGUUUUCAUCUCCAGUGAGUGCGGAAAGAGGAUCACAUGUUGACAGUUUUUUGUCAGAUUUUAAACAGAAGUGUACCAAGGAUGUAACAAAGGUUGAAGGUGGUGGCUCAAGUCAGUCCUCAGAUUGUGUUAUUGUUGUUCCGGAACAGAUCACAUCUUCUCAAGGUAGCAGGUCCACAUGUUGCAGCCAAGGGUCCAAGACAGACAGCUUUACUGUCCCAGACACAAAUCUGGAGUACGUUCAGUGUGAGGAAGACACUGUUGAUGCAAGAACAUCAUUUCUGAAAAUUUCAAAACAUUCAAGUCAGGAGAUUAUAGACCUUGAGGAAUUGUCAGAAUCCUCGAUGUUCAGAAAGGCAAGAUUAAAAGGAGAUACCGGUGAGGAAGAGGAGGUUGAAGAUGUAGAGGAAGAGGCAUCACAUUUGGCAGCUGCAGGUCUUUCAGGAGAAGCAUCACAGGAGAGUCCAGAUGAUGCACAACUACCCCAUGGAUGUCAGGUUACACUUCAGGAAUAUGAUGAGAAAGAAGAGGUUCGCAAAAGAGAGAGAAGACUUUCAUUUUCCUUCAGUGCUUUCAAGGCCAGGACACAGGCUGUGAAUGGAACAAACCAAGAUGGGAAUGGCAAUACAGAUUUCAGCCGCAGCUUUCGAGCUAAGAUUUCCCCCCUGGACAACAGGUCUGCCGAAGAGGAGCUCCAGAGAGAAAUAAAGAAAGACAUGUUUCCCAAGAUGGAGAUCAUCGGCCAGUUUAAUCUGGGCUUCAUCCUGGCUAAGCAUGGGGAGGACCUGUUUAUUGUUGAUCAGCAUGCAACUGAUGAGAAGUACAACUUUGAGAUGUUACAGAGACAUACUGUCAUACAGAGUCAGAAGCUUAUACACCCUCAAAACCUGGAGCUGACUGCUAGCAACGAGACCAUCCUAGUAGACAACCUGGACAUCUUCAGGAAGAACGGCUUCGACUUUGUCAUUGACGAAACAGCCCCUCCCACCUGCAGAGUGAAGCUGACGUCAACGCCAGUCAGUAAAAACUGGAACUUUGGCAAGGAUGACAUAGAGGAGCUGAUCUUCAUGCUGACAGACUCGCCAGGUGUGAUGUGUCGGCCGUCCCGGGUUCGGAUGAUGUUUGCCUCCAGGGCCUGUCGGAAAUCAAUCAUGAUUGGAACAGCUCUCAAUAAAGCAGAAAUGAAAAAGCUGUUGUGCCACAUGGGUGAGAUUGAGCAGCCUUGGAACUGCCCCCAUGGUCGUCCGACAAUGAGGCAUCUCUUCAAUCUCAACAUGCUGCCAAAAUAACCCCUCUUCAGCAUGUGUUGACAUUAACUGAAGAGUUGUCUCCCUUGUACCAGUGAUCUUUCAGCAAGCAGAAACUUAAUUGUGUGGAAGAACAGGAAAUCAUUAAACAGACAUUAUCUGUGAACGUUUAAUGACCAGAAGUUGUAAAUAAAGAAUUUUUAAAUUUA
Molecule: messenger RNA, 3059 nt
Organism: Haliotis rufescens (red abalone)
Lineage: Eukaryota; Metazoa; Mollusca; Gastropoda; Lepetellida; Haliotidae
Product: mismatch repair endonuclease PMS2-like
Exons: 25
Coding region: 7-2892 (961 amino acids)
Biological process (GO): mismatch repair
Cellular component (GO): MutLalpha complex
Molecular function (GO): ATP hydrolysis activity; ATP binding; mismatched DNA binding
Source: RefSeq, a predicted model, not a curated record